Salarias fasciatus (jewelled blenny) is the source of this 2539-nucleotide messenger RNA. RefSeq names its product tripartite motif-containing protein 16-like. Bases 15 to 1670 code for a protein of 551 amino acids. The transcript has a single exon. The record is from RefSeq and is a predicted model, not a curated record. Gene Ontology annotation, molecular function: protein binding; zinc ion binding. NCBI's taxonomy places the organism in Eukaryota, Metazoa, Chordata, Actinopteri, Blenniiformes, Blenniidae.
CAUUUAAAGACAGCAUGGCGCAGCUGGACCAGGACAUCUUAUCUUGUUCGAUCUGUCUGGAUCUCCUGAAGGAUCCGGUGACGAUCCUCUGUGGGCACAGCUACUGCAUGAAAUGCAUUCAAGACGCCUGGGUGGAGGAUGGGAAGAAAAGCUUCAGCUGCCCUCAGUGCAGGCAGACCUUCACUCCCAGGCCGGUCCUGGUGAAAAACACCAUUCUGGCAGCUUUGGUGGAAGAGCUGAAGAAGACUGGCCUCCAGGAGGACCCCUGCUAUGCCGGAUCUCAGGAUGUGGCCUGCGACUUCUGCUCCGGGAGGAAAAUGAAAGCAUUGAAGUCCUGCCUGACGUGCUUGGUCUCUUUCUGUGACCUGCACGUUCGGCCUCACUACCAAGUGGCUCAGUUACAGAAACACAAGCUGGUGGAUCCGUCCGAGAAGCUCCAGGAGAGCGUGUGCUCUCAUCACGAUGAGCCCAUGAAGAUGUUCUGCCGCACGGACGGGCAGUGUAUCUGCUACCUCUGCUCCGUGGACGAGCACAAAGGCCACGACACAGUGUCGGUGGCAACAGAGAGGACGGACAUGCAGAAGGAGGUCGGCGUUAGUCGGCAGAAAAUCCAGCAGCGAAUUCACGAGAGUAAGAACGUUCUGAAGGUUCUCCAGCAGGAGAUGGAGGCCAUCAAUCACUCUGCCAAAAAAACGACAGAGGACACGGAGAAGAUCUUCAAGCAGCUGAUCGAUUUCAUCCACCAGAGGAGCUCGGAUGUGAAGCGGCAGGUCAGAUCCCAGCAGCAGACGGAACUGAGUCGAGUCCAGGAGCUCCAGGAGAAGCUGGAGCGGGAGAUCGCCGAGCUGAAGAGGAAGGACGCCGGACUCGAGCAGAUCUCGCAAACGGACGGCGAUAUCCAGUUUGUGCGGAGCUACCAUUCGCUCUCGAGCGUCACCGAGUGUGUGGAAUUACCGAGCAUAAAAACUCGCCCUCUGCAAUACUUCGAGGACGUGACCACAGCUGUGUCGGAGAUCCGAGAUAAGCUCAAGGAUGUUCUGACUGAGAAGUGCUCAAAGAUCACACGGACAGUGACUGAGGUGGACGCUCUCCUGUCCCAGCAAAUGAGGACCAGAGAGGAGUUCUUACAGUACGCAUGCGACGUCCGAAUGAAUCCAAACACGGCUCGUCCAGGACUGCUCAUCUCUGACGGGGGACGUAAACUCACCACCAACGAGGCUUUUCAAGAGCUAUUUUUUAAUUCCUCUUCAAGGUUUAUUCACACUUUUCAGGUCCUGAGUUGGAGAGCUCUGACCGGGCGCUGCUACUUUGAGGUGCAGUGGGACGCAAUAGUGUCAAUCGCUGUUUCAUACAAAGACAUCAAGAGACGAGGCGCCUACAACGAGUGUGUGUUCGGACACAACGACAAGUCCUGGGCUUUAUAUUGGCUGGGGAAAUACGAAUUCCGGCACAACGACGUCAGCGUUCCAAUUCCGGGCAAGUCGUCCUUCAAAGUCGGCGUGUUCCUGGAUCACAGGGCGGGAGUCGUGGCCUUCUAUGACGUGAGCGACACCAUGAGGCUCCUCCACAGGGCGCAGACCACCUUCACUCAGCCGCUGCACGUUGGAAUCGGACUUCAUUUCUCCGGGGGAGACAACGCAGAGAUAUGCGAGCUGGUCGGGCCGGAGUGAGCAUGCCAUGGCAGCACAACAAGAUCUCCCCGUAAAACCCAGCACCUCGACACGGAAACUGAGCUGCUGGGUUUUAUAAAUGGACUCAUCAAAAACCUACAAAGAGAAACACACAACUUUUAUUUUUGUAUUCAGCGAAGAACUGAUUUGUCUCGUAAAGUUACUUUUAUCUCAUGUGAUUCCUUUUCUCUGAUUCUUUCCCCUCACCCCAACCGCCACCUCUGAGCCUGCCUCGGCAAAGGGUUCUUCCGUUUAAAAGGGAGUUUUUCCUUUCCAGAGUCGCCUUUGCUUGCUCAUGUGGAGCCGUUGGCUUUUCUCUGUAAAGGUGCUAGUAAUGACUGUGUUUGGUACUACGUACAUAAAUAAAUGAAUUGAAUUGAUCCUGUACAGCCCGAUGCUGAACCUUCUCAGUGCACCAUAAAGUCGGCGUGAUUUUAAGAUGAUACUGCCAAAAAAAUGGGAAUUUUCUUUUUUGUUAAAAACCCAUUGAAUGUUUUGCAAGUAAUUUAUUGCAAUUAAUUGAGGAUGACAUUUUGAAGUUGUCUGCAUAUUUAUUUAAUUUCACCAACCAACAGCCAAGAAUGUGAAGCCUUCCAAUAAUAUAAUGAUUUUUAAUUAACAUUGUAACUAAGAAACUAUGAGAGAAAAAAAAUACAGCUAUGAUUGAGAAAGCGCUGUCUCUUUUCCUUUUUUUUUUUAUAAAGAGCUGCUGUGAGCCCAUGCCACCACCAGAGGGAGCCACAGACUUGAGUAAAAUCCCAGUGGGAAGCUGUGACCAUUGCAUUCACUUUCAUCAUGCCAACUUGAGUUGAGCCUUUCAUGCCUGCAGCCACUCUGGAGAAAAGACAGAACUGUGUCAAAUAAAGUAC